Messenger RNA from Schistocerca gregaria, 3103 nucleotides. RefSeq names its product phosphoenolpyruvate carboxykinase [GTP]-like. Gene Ontology annotation, biological process: cellular response to glucose stimulus; cellular response to insulin stimulus; hepatocyte differentiation. Gene Ontology annotation, cellular component: cytosol. NCBI's taxonomy places the organism in Eukaryota, Metazoa, Arthropoda, Insecta, Orthoptera, Acrididae. The record is from RefSeq and is a predicted model, not a curated record. The coding region runs from base 631 to 2574 and encodes 647 amino acids. The transcript is spliced from 12 exons. Gene Ontology annotation, molecular function: GTP binding; manganese ion binding; phosphoenolpyruvate carboxykinase (GTP) activity.
GCCUUCCUUUGAGUCGGCGUUGCCCGAAUGCGAGUCCAGUGUGCUAACCACUGCGCCACCUCGCUCGGUGGUUAUAAUGUUUUGGCGGCCACUUUCAACAUUGCUUCGCGUUACACAUAACAUCACUUGUGAUGUGACUUGUGUUUGUGUACGUAUUCCCUGUAAUCGAGCGGUAGCCGGCUGCCGAUGCGACAGAUCUCAACCAUCAAGUUAUUUUAAACGGAGUAUAGCGAGCGCUCACUGCGAAUUAGUCGACUGGCUCCAAGUUGAUGCAUCGUGUUGUGAAUUUACACAGUCAGGUGAUAUAGUGCAAAGACCACACUGACGCGUGCCGUGUUGUUUCUGCGUGACGAUCAGAUUGGGCACCUGCGGUCACGUGCGAGGACCUCACGAGAAACGUGACGCAGGGAUCCGCCGCCCUGGCCGCUCCUUAUCGCGCACCAGCUGUUUGCGCCCGUGGAGCCGGACGCGGACGCCAGCUCGAGUCGCGUGACGUCACGAGGCCGAGGCUGGUAGCAGCCGCUGUCCGCCGCCAACAGCUGACACUCGCCCGGCGCUCGCCGACCAGACCGCACAGCCAAGGGGACCACUCCAGCAGACAAAGCCCGCCACACCAGCAGCUCCGCCGCCAUGACCAAGUUGCUCCACCUCGCCUCUAGAUGUACUGCCCUUGUGUCACGAUAUGCGAAGACACUAUCACAACCAAAUGUUGGUCUCUUCAACCACCUGAGAGGCGUUAAUGUGACAAAUGGAGAUGUGCAUCUGCUGUCACCAAAGGUGCGUGCCUACUUGGAAGAGACGGUGUCCCUGUGUCAACCAGAGAACAUCCACAUCUGUGAUGGCUCUGAAAGGGAGAAUGUACACCUCCUCAACCUAAUGCAGAGGCAGGGAACAAUACAAAAGCUUCCUAAAUAUGAGAACUGUUGGCUGGCCAGGACGAACCCGGCUGAUGUUGCCAGGGUAGAAAGUCGCACCUUUGUCUGCACAACCAACCGAUCUGAAACAAUUCCUGAUGUAGCUCCAGGUGUCAAAGGAGUUUUGGGAAACUGGAUGUCACCAGGCCAGAUGGAGGAAGCCAUUGGUGAAAGGUUUCCAGGCUGUAUGCGAGGUCGGACUAUGUAUGUCAUUCCUUUCAGUAUGGGUCCUAUUGGUUCCCCUCUGUCAAAGAUUGGUAUUGAAGUUACUGACUCACCCUAUGUUGUGUCCUCAAUGAGAAUAAUGACACGAAUGGGAACCCCUGUGUUGGAUCUUUUGGCAGAAGGAGCAGAUUUUGUAAAAUGCUUGCAUUCUGUUGGCAGCCCAGCAAAGCCAACAAAUGAGUAUGCUAGUUGGCCAUGUGACCCAGAAAGAACCAUUAUUCUCCAGAGGCCUGACAACAAUGAGAUAGUUUCCUAUGGCAGUGGUUAUGGUGGAAAUUCUCUUUUGGGCAAGAAGUGCUUUGCCUUGCGUAUUGGAUCAACCAUUGCAAAACGAGAGGGUUGGCUUGCAGAGCAUAUGCUGAUACUGGGUAUCACAAAUCCAGCAGGGAAAAAGCGUUACAUAGCAGCAGCUUUCCCCAGUGCAUGUGGGAAAACAAACCUUGCUAUGAUGAAUCCAACAUUGCCAGGAUACAAAGUAGAAUGUGUAGGUGACGACAUUGCAUGGAUGAAAUUUGAUGAAAAUGGGCAGCUUCGUGCCAUAAAUCCAGAAAAUGGUUUCUUUGGGGUUGCUCCAGGAACAUCAAAUCAGACCAACCCAAAUGCAAUGAAGACAAUAUUCAGAAACACCAUUUUCACCAAUGUUGCUGCCACUAAUGAUGGAGGAGUAUUCUGGGAAGGACUUGAGAAAGAAACAGACCUAACCAUGGAGAUCACUGACUGGUUGGGUAAACCAUGGGACAAAAGCAGUGGAAAGCCUGCUGCGCAUCCUAAUUCAAGGUUUUGCUCACCAGCAGACCAGUGUCCCAUCAUUGAUCCUGCUUGGGAAGAUCCAGCUGGAGUGCCCAUUGAUGCCAUAUUGUUUGGAGGGCGCAGGCCUCAGGGUGUCCCUCUUGUGUAUGAAGCAUUUAACUGGAAACAUGGUGUAUUUGUUGGUGCUUCUAUGAGAUCAGAAUCUACAGCAGCAGCUGAACAUAAAGGGAAAGUUGUGAUGCAUGAUCCCUUCGCCAUGAGACCAUUCUUUGGCUACAACUUUGGGCACUACCUCUCACACUGGCUGAGCAUGGAGGCACGUAAAGGUGCUAAGUUACCAAAAAUAUUUCAUGUUAACUGGUUUAGGAAAAGCAGUGAGGGCAAAUUUCUAUGGCCUGGGUUUGGGGAAAAUUCUCGUGUACUUGACUGGAUUCUGCGUCGCAUUGAGAAUGAAGAUAUUGCUGAGCAAACCGCUAUUGGCUACAUUCCAAAGAGUGGAACACUCAGAUUGGAUGGACUUUCAGAAAAAGUCAAUCUGGAAGAACUGUUUAGAAUUCCAAAGGACUUUUGGCUUCAAGAGGUUCAUGAUGUUGAAAAAUACUUCAGAGAACAAGUUGGAAAAGACCUACCCUCGGCAAUUGCUGAAGAACUUAACCGAUUGAGGGAAAGAGUACAAACAAUGUGAUGAAGACUAGGAUUUAAAAUAAAUGCUGCAUGCUGCCCUAUGGAGUGCCAAGUGCCCAAAAGCCUCAGGAGACAUGUUUCCCACUAAACAUCUCAUCAACUAUAUUUUUUUAUGAUGAUUGUGUUAUAUGUUUUUAUACUGCUACAAUGUCCUUUGUAAAUGAAAAAAAAGGUUUGUGUGUGUGUGUGUGUGUGUGUGUGUGUGUGUGUGUGUGUGUAAGAAAAUUUUGUGGUAAUACCAAACCUCGUAAGCAAGACUGAGUGUUAGCGUGCAAGUGGAAAAACAAGAAGGCAUAUGAAAGUAAUGUGUGUGCCGAAUGACUCUUGUUGUUGUUAAUGAAAGUAUUUCACUUUGUGAAAAAGAUAUUUACAGUAUUCAGUUACAGUUCGUUUUGUAAUAAGAGUUUGAACAAUUGUGUUUUGUGUUACAUGUGAAACGAUCUGAAUUUGUCCUUUUAUUUGUACCUUGGUUGAGAAAAGUGUGUAAAUUGUACCAAAUGUAUAAAUAAAUGUGUUAAAGUCUGGUAAAA